AUGGGCCGAAGAAAGAUUGAGAUUAAAGCCAUCAAAGAUGACAGGAACAGAUCGGUGACAUUUUUGAAACGAAAAGGUGGAUUGUUCAAGAAGGCUCACGAAUUAUCGGUGCUCUGCUCCGUCGACGUAGCCGUCUUUAUUUUCGGAAACAACAAAAAGCUAUACGAGUACUCGUCUACAGACAUGCGCGACCUCAUUAGCAGAUAUCAAUAUCAUGGUGGUCCAAAUGAACACAAAGGACCAGCGGAUUUCAACGGUGGUGAUGACGAUGAUGAGGAUGACGGUGACGGGACUCCUCCUAGAGGCCUUGAUGGACACGAACAUCUAAUGAUGCCUCCCCAGUUUCACGGGCAUGUCCAACCACAAUUCCCUCAACUUCGUCAUCACACUCCAUCGGCAUCGCCGCCCAUCCCAAAUGGGGGCCCUUUCCAAGCACAACCAGGUCUUCCUGGCCAUCCUGGACCGCGAGGAACAACGCCUCAACCAACGAUGGGUUCCCGGCCCGGUUCGAGGAAUGACGUGCGCAGAGUAGUCCCCAACAUGGCGGCCCAGGCUCAUGCAGCUCAUCCUGGCAUCACCUACAUGCCGACACCUCCAAUUUACCAAACCUCGGGUCCGCCAGGGAUGCUUGGGCCGCAGCCUACGGCGCAGUACCCGUAUCCUUUGCAACAGCAACAACCGCACCAACAUGGGCCCCCGCCGCCUCCUCCUCCGCUGCCCCAGCAGCAACCGCAGUACGCAGAAGACCGUCGACCUGCUGCUCCUCCUGGUUACACGUCUCAACCACACCCUCGUUCUAUACCCACUAUAUCCCGAACGGAGCCUCCCGAGGCGCAGCUUCCCAAUGGGAAUAGCCAACAGCACUUGCCUCCUCAGCAGCAUCCAGGCCAACACUUCUCGUCUCCUUCACUGUCCGAGCGACGUCCGCAAGACCUCCCUCCUCCACCGCCUUCUGUCGACCCUAGGCCAAGGACUGAGCCGUCGGAUAGGCCACAGCUGCUGCUGCUGAAUACUGAUUCUGCAGUCAGAAAACUGCCGCAGAGAAGGUCUCAUAGCAUUUUCACCCCCAUCGAGGAGAACAGGUCCAUCUUGUCACAACAUCUUGCUUCUUUCUCAAACGACUCUCAAGGCCUCAAGUCGGAGGCGGGUGCCAGCGGACUCAAGCGGACCCAAUCCGCGGAUAUUCCGUCACGUGGAGAUGCAUCGGCUUCACCACGGCUGAAACGAUCAAGCACCCAAAGCAGCGCUGACAAGGUUCGAGCCGCAUCUACCUCGUCAGGGCCCGAAGCAUCGUUUACUCCCCCGUCUAGGUCGAAUAGCCUCAAGGUUGGCGGGUCGAGUGGUGCAUCCCGACCCAGGGGCCCUCCGCUUACCCUGCAGAUUCCAGACGGCGCAUCCGAGCCUGCUAGUGCCGGAGACGAGUCGCAAUCGCCGCAAGGUCCUGCCAUCACCCCGACUCAGGCACCACGGCAGGCAGCCUCGGUCGUCCUUCCUCCGCCUUCUCCUUCGGCAUCUGCGCUGCUCUCCGCGGGUGCCAGCGGGCCACCGAAUCCCUUUGCUCGGCCGCCACCAGCACAAAACAUGAACGGGGAAACACCCGUCUCUGCGCUGCCCUCGAGGUUCCUCAACCACGACUUCUUGCCCAGUCCAAGCAGCUUCUACCCGGAGUGGAAUUUCCGCGGAAGCGACAGCAACACCCUGCCUAGUCCGCUGAAUUUCGCCACACCAGUGGUGGGCAAUGGCCCGAGCUUUUUGAGAGACGACGGCCAGGGCACUUCUGGCAACUACAACAGCAGCACAAGCAACAACAGCAGCAGCACGUCAUCUGCUGCAGCCACAACUGCAAGCACUACCACGACGAGCGGUGCUCCACCACCAACCUCUGACCCGCCCGGGGCGACUAAGCGCAAGAGUCCUGAAGUUGAUGGCGGGAUACCAAGCGAACACCACUCUGGACCAGCAGAAGCCAAAAGAGUCAGAGUGGAGCAGGCGUGGGAGGUUGCUUGA
Molecule: messenger RNA, 2007 nt
Organism: Ustilaginoidea virens
Lineage: Eukaryota; Fungi; Ascomycota; Sordariomycetes; Hypocreales; Clavicipitaceae
Exons: 3
Coding region: 1-2007 (668 amino acids)
Biological process (GO): positive regulation of transcription by RNA polymerase II
Molecular function (GO): protein dimerization activity; DNA-binding transcription factor activity, RNA polymerase II-specific; RNA polymerase II cis-regulatory region sequence-specific DNA binding
Source: RefSeq, a predicted model, not a curated record